This is a messenger RNA of Echinostoma caproni, 672 nucleotides long. The record is from the annotation of a GenBank genome assembly. Lineage: Eukaryota; Metazoa; Platyhelminthes; Trematoda; Plagiorchiida; Echinostomatidae.
AUGGACAACGCCCCUUGGCAUAACCAAGCCGCAGUAUUCUCCUAUGUCAAUUUGGUACGGCUGCCUCUGUACUGUUCUUCAAUGGAUCAGGGUGUGAUUUGGUCUUUAAAAUGUACACUUCGGAAACAUUUGCGGGGAUGUAUUUUGUCUUUGAUCGAAAAUGAGCAAGUUAUCAUGAAAGCCGAGGUGGAUGUUCUCAUGGACAUGCGUCUAGUCAAGAAAGCUGGGUUCAAACCCACUUUGAUCCAGUCGGUGAUGCAGCCACCAAAGGAUAAAUGCGAUUUGAUCGAGGACUUUACUCAUUAUGUGUCUACUGAUGACCGUCUUUUUGAAGAAGAAAUCGUCUAUUUGGAAUUUAUGAUGGAGAAAUGGGUUACUCAAAAUUAUUGGAUCAAGUCUCUUUUUAAGUCAUCAGAUGAAUUCGUUUCGAAUCAAGCUAAGAAUCGCAAAGAAGAUGAAUAUGAAGCAGUGAGUGCACCGGAAGCUAUCUCAAUGAGAGAGGCACAGACCUUAUUGGAUCAAUUGAAACUGUUUGCCUUGGCUAAUGCUCGGAGUUGGGGUCGAUCAUUGGAGUGUACAAUUUAUUUAAACAGCGCGUUUGUUGAUUUCCAAAGGAGAGCCAAGCUGAGACAAACGAAGAUUUAUGAUUUUUCUAAAAAUACAUAUUUGUAA